UGGAAAGUACGGAACUUCAAGGUAGUCGGUUGAGGCGAUCGAUUGUGUCGCAGUAGAAGAAGGGCGAUUUCGUGGCUGUAUGCGCGAGCUGAGAAAAGGACACGUCUAAAUUUUCGAUGCUGAGGUAGCGGGGAACCCUCUGGCACUAUGAAUAACGAACUGCUUCUCAGAAUUGAUGAGGAUCUGGACUCUGAAGAUGUCGCAGCGCUUAAAUUCCUGUGCAGAGAUCAUAUCCCCUUAAAAAAGCUGGAGGCUGUGCAGGAUGCACGUGACCUGUUCUUGAGGCUGGAGGACCAGGGGCUGUUGGGAGACGAUGACUUGAUUGUAAAAGAGUUGCUGCUCACGAUCCGACGCUUUGACCUGCUCCGGGUUUUAGGGACCAGCCCAAACCAAGUACAGAAUCUGCUGCAGCUCUCUAGUCAUACAACUUCAGGAAUAUCUUCCUACCGGAAAAUGCUGUAUGAGCUGUCCGAAGAUGUGACUGAAGACGAUCUGGAUUCCAUCAAGUUCCUCCUCAAUAUCCCACGUGGUAGACUGGAGCUUUGCACGACCUUCCUGGAUGUGCUAGUGGAGAUGGAGAAACAGGAACUUCUCAGUGAGGACUCUCUCACCGAGUUAAAGCGUGUGUUUUCCCACUGCAAUAAACAGCUUGCUAUGAAAUUGCAACAAUAUAUUUCAGGGUACAGAAUUGCAGAACCUUUCCCUGUGCCUGGGUACCAGUAUAGGGAUGCUGAAACAAAUAAGAUUAAUCGUUCUCACCAAGUCCAGAACCCUCUUCCAGAAGUGUUUCCCAGCAAUCAACAUGAACAACCAGCCUUAUCGCUGGAUGCACAGCAAAGUAGCUCAUAUGAUGCGGAGGAAGUUUACAGCAUGACCCACCGGCCACGUGGUUACUGUCUCAUUAUCAACAACUUUAACUUUGAGGAGGAAAGUAAAAAUAUAAUUGGACUGCGGAAUCGCAGAGGAACACACCGAGAUGCAGAGGACCUGACUGAUGUCUUCCGCAGCCUUCACUUUGAAGUACAUUUAAAAGAGGACCUGACUGCCAGUGAGAUAUUGAAAGUAGUGAAAAAGUUUGGCCAGAUGGACCACAGUACAAGGGAUGCCUUUGUAUGCUGUGUCCUGUCCCAUGGUGAAAAGGGGUCAGUAUAUGGCACAGAUGGGCAGCUGGUCUUAAUUCGCGAUGUCACCCUCCCCUUCACCUGCAGCCAGUGCACCUCCUUGGCCAAAAAACCCAAGCUCUUCUUCAUCCAGGCAUGUCAAGGCAAGGCCAAGCAGUGUGGAGUAAGCAUCCAAGCAGAUGGGGAAGGAGAUGAACAGGAGGCGGAGGAGCUAUAUGAUACAGACGCGAGAUGUGUCGUACCUGAAUUGGCCUCUGAAACAAUUCCCGACGAUUCAGACUUCCUUCUCGCUAUGGCUACAGUGGAGGAUUACAAGUCCUUUCGCAGCAUCAAAGAGGGCUCGAUUUUUAUCCAGGAGCUUUGCCGUCAGCUGAAGACCGGCUGUGCCAGGAACAUGGAUAUCUUGACAAUCCUGACCAGGGUGAACCGAAACGUAAGCAUUGGCGUCUACCUAAACAGCAAACAGAUGCCAGAGCCCAGGUACACGUUGACUAAGAAGCUGGUGCUACCCUUGGACUGAAAGAUGUUCUGUGGGCUUCUGGCUGCUCUUGGAGAGAACCUUCCCUUGGACAGAGCAGGAACAGCUUACUCAAAAGAAUAACCCUGACCCCCCCCCCCCCCCAUUGGUGAACCUGCUUUGUCUGAACAGAGCCUCUUAAAAUAGCAGCCUUUCUCAAUUCAGGUAGCAAGACAGAUGAAUGUUGGUUUAGCCUUUGUUUCUUUUUUGUAAAAUUAGUGCUUAUUGUGUCAAUAAUAGGAAGUGUGGAUUGGUGUAAGUGCGUAAGAUGUAUAAAUAUUAAAGAAUUAGUUCUUUACUAAAAGUUUGUAGGGUGAGGGUUUUUUUUUUAUUUUAUAAAACCCUUUUAACA
Molecule: messenger RNA, 1990 nt
Organism: Scleropages formosus (Asian bonytongue)
Lineage: Eukaryota; Metazoa; Chordata; Actinopteri; Osteoglossiformes; Osteoglossidae
Gene: casp8
Product: caspase 8, apoptosis-related cysteine peptidase
Exons: 10
Coding region: 148-1641 (497 amino acids)
Biological process (GO): proteolysis; regulation of apoptotic process
Molecular function (GO): protein binding; cysteine-type endopeptidase activity
Source: RefSeq, a predicted model, not a curated record